AUGGAUGCAGAUUUGCUUCUUGCCAUACAGCUACAGGAGCAAUUUGACAAUGAAUUCGAGGCCUCUGCAUUCCCUUCCAGUGGAUUUCAGGACAAUCCGUUUGAGCAAAGCAGUAAGAAACGCAAAGUGGAGACAGCUGGAGGAGGCAGCGACGUCGUCCCCUACUGGAAGCCGAAAGCUGUGCCCGAGAGACCGCUGUCUAUUGUGGACGCAUCCUGGGAGACCCUGGACCCAAACCCCGAUGUUAGAUCCAUGUUCCUGGAGUUUAAUGAAACGUUCUUUUGGGGGAAGCUCAGCGGGGUGGAGGUGAAGUGGAGCCCAAGGAUGACGCUAUGUGCUGGAGUGUGUUCCUAUGAGGGACGAGGUGGGCUGUGUUCCAUCCGACUGAGCGAGCCCUUAUUAAAGUUGAGACCGAGAAAAGAUUUGGUUGAGACACUGCUCCAUGAAAUGAUCCAUGCCUUGCUGUUUGUGACGCAAAACAAUCGGGACAGAGACGGGCAUGGACCAGAGUUCUGCAAACACAUGGAUCGUAUCAAUGAUGCUACUGGGACCAAAAUCUCGAUCUACCACAGUUUCCAUGAUGAAGUGGAUGUGUAUCGGCAGCAUUGGUGGCGUUGUGAUGGCCCCUGUCAGAGCCGUAAGCCCUACUUCGGUUACGUGAAGAGGGCCAUGAACCGGGCUCCCUCCCGAUUGGAUCCCUGGUGGGAAGACCACAGACGGACGUGCGGCGGGACCUACACUAAAGUGAAGGAGCCUGAAGGAUACGGGAAAAAGAAAAGCAAUAAAAAGGAAAAGGAUAAGACGGCGCCAUCGGAGAAACCGGCUUCGUCCUUUGGGAAAGAAAAGAAUGAAAAUAGCAAACCCUCAACGUCAGCUUCUCAGGACAUCAGAAACAUUAUCGCAUUCAGUGGGAAAGGAUUUCUUCUCGGAGGAAAGUCUCAGACCCCGCCCUCUUCCUCUGCGUCCGUCCCACCGUCAGCUGCUAUCUCCACUCCGACUUCUCCUUCUAAAAACACCUCCACCCAUUCACCUAUUCGCCCUGGACUGCAAACCAAAUCCUCCUCAAGUGCCUCUCCUUCUACCGCAUCCGUUCAUAAACCUCCAAUGAAGCGGUCUGUAAGAGCCGAGCAGCUGACCUCUGUGGCUCCUGGCUCUGCUUUCACUCCCUGCAGGAAGGUGUAG
Knipowitschia caucasica is the source of this 1182-nucleotide messenger RNA. Lineage: Eukaryota; Metazoa; Chordata; Actinopteri; Gobiiformes; Gobiidae. The record is from the annotation of a GenBank genome assembly.